AAUCAUGUCUGUGGUGUUACAACAAUGGAUGUCGCCCCUUUAAGAAAAGGGGGAAGUCUAUUUGGCCUACUUCCUGUGUGUAAAGCUCAUUGCAGGUGCUGGUUGAUCUGAGGGGUGCAUGCUGCUGCAUUUUAAACUCUGAGUACAUCCCACAAAAAUGAUUGCCUCCAAUAAGGUAUCCCUAUACGUCAAAGCAUUUUUUAUCACCGUUGUUUUCAGCAUUAUCUCGCUGUUUAUGUUCCUCCAACACGCCGCGAUCAUUGUAGAAGACAGCCGUCUGUGUGCAUGUGACAGGUGUGUAAGGGAUCUGAAGGAUGACGACUGGUUUCUUAAACGAUUCAAUCCGACAAUUCAAACUAUGAUGAACAAGAACAACAGGAUGUUAAAGAAAGACGUCUACAGGUGGUGGAAAGGUCUACAACCCAUUUCCUCAAAGCAAGCCUUUGAAGAUGUGGUGGACACAUUGUUUGAGCUCUUCCCAGAUGAAGACCACUACGUAGAGACGAAUUUAUAUCGCUGCCGAACUUGCGCCGUGGUCGGAAACUCAGGAAAUCUUCUAAAAUCCCAUUAUGGGGAACUGAUAGAUAACCACGACUUUGUGUUAAGGAUCAAUAAGGGGCCAACAAAAGGUUAUGAGCGAGAUGUGGGUUCAAAGACCACUCACAGGAUUAUUUACCCUGAGAGCGCUGUGAAUUUGGGCAACUUGACCCAUCUGGUUCUUGUGCCUUUUAAGAUCCUGGACCUGCGCUGGCUCAUCAGUGUCUUCACCACUAAACACAUUAAAAGAACUUACAAACAAGUGCAGAGUACAGUAGAUGCAGACAUUGACAGGGUGAUGAUCGUCCAUCCUGCAUUUAUAAAAUAUGUCUAUGAUAGCUGGGCAGAGAAGCAUGGCAGAUAUCCAUCAACCGGCUUCCUUACACUAAUACUGGCCCUUCACAUCUGUGAUAAGGUUGAUGUUUUUGGGUUUGGAGCUCAAAGCAAUGGAAGAUGGCAUCAUUAUUUUGACAAAAGUUUGAAUCACUUUUCCAGAGGCAUGCAUGGCGGAGAUUUCGAAAAUGAAACUAUGCAUGAGCUUCUGUUGAGGAACAAAAUUUGUAUGUAUAAAGGGUUAUAAUGGACAAUAAAGUUCAGUAUACAUUUUCAAAAACCAAUCACACAAUUAAUUUUAUGUGACCUAAAAUUGCAUAAAACUUGGGGAUCAUGUUUGUAUAUAAUAUAACGUAGUCCUGAAAGUGUCGGUUGUGUAAUGUACGUAUGUUGUAUUUAGUUUUAAUUAAUGUUGCAAAUAUAAGUGGCUGAAAAUACUGCAAGCACAAUAAAUAAAAUGAUUUCAGGCAUUGAAUUUGGGACAACAUGCAUUUCUACCAAACAUCUACACUCAACUAAAGGAUUAUUAGGAACACCAUACUAAUGUGUUUGACUGCCCUAGUUCUA
Paramisgurnus dabryanus is the source of this 1437-nucleotide messenger RNA. RefSeq names its product CMP-N-acetylneuraminate-beta-galactosamide-alpha-2,3-sialyltransferase 1-like. Gene Ontology annotation, molecular function: beta-galactoside (CMP) alpha-2,3-sialyltransferase activity. Gene Ontology annotation, biological process: sialylation. The record is from RefSeq and is a predicted model, not a curated record. NCBI's taxonomy places the organism in Eukaryota, Metazoa, Chordata, Actinopteri, Cypriniformes, Cobitidae. Gene Ontology annotation, cellular component: membrane.